UAGUGGCGGAGCAAUUGUAGGUGCGUGGCUGUUCCCAUAAUCGUGUAUCAUGACGAUGUUUGUGGUACUGCUCACACGUAGGUGGGGAUAACAUUAUGUAGCAACCAAAACAGCGCUAUGACGAAAUAUGGGAGUGUGACAGCUUCGACGCAGUAGCGACAGCAACAGUGCCGCAACACCACUCACUCUUUAUAACCAUGCGCAUGAGACAUGACCCCUGUGGGCGAUCCACUGGAAGUGUCUCCUGAACUAUCUCGUACGUCCACAGAUCAUGGUUUCCGCGGUUGCAGACACCGUUUUGUCCGUGGUCAAGGGCCGACACAAUGGCGACACUGUAACUCCAGUCACAGGUCCGGGCAAUUGCACUGCAGGAGCUCCCUCGCCGAGGAACCGCUCAGCAUCCGUCUCAAGUACGGCGAGCAUCACAGACGGCAAGUAUCGUCUGCGGGUGACUGCUGGCCCGUCUCUCGAUCCUGAUACCCAGCAAGUCGUUCGCGUCAACACGGCCGAGCCUUGUGCCUUCGAGAAUGAUUUCAUGAAGGUGGAGGUGAAGGUGCGGAUCAAGAACUUCAAAGGUCUUCCAAGUACCUGCCCACCCACCGACGCGACCUACUUCUCACACCCCCUCCACACGUCCGACCGUUACUCCAUCGCCUUCUCCUUCAUCCCCAAGCGCACGCUCCCCGCGCACUCCGCCUUCUGGGGCAACGAGUUCUCGCGCCCGAUCCGCGACCGCCUCCCGCCGGGCUUCAACACUGCCUUCAACAUCGUCAAGAAGAUCAUCGACCCCGGGUUGGAGUGCGAUGCGUAUGCGGACAGGCCGUGGCUGCUUGGCCCGAGCCUGGGUUGCUGGUUUGCGUUCUGGGUGGGCGAGAAGGCGGAGGAACCGGGGAUGCCGGAGAUCAUCAAGGAGGGUGGGGAGGGGAGCGGGCUGGAGGUUCGUCGGAAGAUCGGCGUACCUGAGGAUGCGAAGGAGAGGCGGAGGUGGGCUCUGAACAAGGAGAACAGAGCGAAGCUUGUGUUCGAGCAGGGGAGAGAGUACCGCGUCGACUUCUUCAACCCAUACCUUGACUUCAGCAAGUUCUCUGUUUGCCUCCCCGGCUUCUCCGUAUGUGUGAUCAAGUACAUAGACGACAAGACGCACAAACUUCGAUACGUCUUCAAAGACAAGGAGACUGGGGACAUCUACUUCGCCGUGACGUUCACCUUAUUGUUUGGGCAGGAACUAGAGCAGGCACUGGCUGCCGAAGCUCGGGCAAGAGAUAACUGAGUGACAAGGAAAUGAUAUGCGCCUUAGCUCUUUCCGUACAUUGCCACAUAGAUCAUUGGGAAACCGAGUGCCGAGGCCGGUGAGAAGCCAUCCAUAUA
Molecule: messenger RNA, 1368 nt
Organism: Rhodofomes roseus
Lineage: Eukaryota; Fungi; Basidiomycota; Agaricomycetes; Polyporales; Fomitopsidaceae
Exons: 3
Coding region: 272-1270 (332 amino acids)
Source: RefSeq, a predicted model, not a curated record